This is a messenger RNA of Lycium ferocissimum, 903 nucleotides long. RefSeq lists its product as uncharacterized. The transcript has a single exon. Lineage: Eukaryota; Viridiplantae; Streptophyta; Magnoliopsida; Solanales; Solanaceae. Bases 562 to 831 code for a protein of 89 amino acids. The record is from RefSeq and is a predicted model, not a curated record.
CAAUCGUGUGACACUGGGAUUUGUGGAAAGCACGUCAGUCCAAAAUAUAUGUAGUUUCAUUUUCAAGAUCCUUUCCCAUGGUUUGGGCGCAAGUGGGUUUUUCUUUAAUCUCGCCAAUCCGUGUGCAUCUUUGUUAAAAUUUUCUUUAUUUAUUUGCUUAUUUAUUUUGUCCUAAUGCACAUCAGAACAUGUCACUCCAAAAAUCAGUGCGCUCCUUCCAAUCAAUCAUCCACUCUCCAAGUGUAUAGUAGUAAUAAAUAAUUGGAGUGCCAACUUCACCUUCAUAAUUAACAUGGCGAAAAAGUAUAUGAAAGGGGUAGAAACGUACAUUCAUAAACGCACACCUCACUCCAAAAUUGGAAAACCAUGUUCCAAAACCACAAGCAGCACAGCCAAAGCCUCUAGUUUUAUUGAGCACUUACCUAUAUAUAACAAUAGUGAUCAUCCAUCCAAGUAAUUCAACCAACAUAAAAACCAAGUCUUUGUAAAGGCACUAGCCUUCUUAAGCAAAUUAAACCUUCACAAACUUAGCCUAAAAAGUUUAAAGAAUCAAGAUUGAAAAUGAGUUCAACAAGCAGAAGAAGGGUUACAGCAGUGAGCUUGGGAGUAGUAGAGGCACUAAAAGAUCAAGGAGUUUGUAGGUGGAACCACACCAUCAGAGCCGUACAUCAACACGCCAAGAACAAUCUACGGUCAUAUUCACAAGCCAAGAAGCUUCCUCAAUCUUCUUCAUUGGUUUCCACAAACAAAUUAGAAUUGAAGGAGAAGGAGAAGAAAUCUGAAGAGUCUCUUAGGAAAGUUAUGUAUUUGAGCUGUUGGGGUCCCAAUUGAUCAAAUCCUAAUUAGCAGUUAGAUUUAGUACAUGUAUAGUCUUUGACAAUAUUGUAAAACAUGAGAACUAUG